This is a messenger RNA of Frankliniella occidentalis (western flower thrips), 4052 nucleotides long. RefSeq lists its product as uncharacterized. Gene Ontology annotation, biological process: DNA replication. The record is from RefSeq and is a predicted model, not a curated record. NCBI's taxonomy places the organism in Eukaryota, Metazoa, Arthropoda, Insecta, Thysanoptera, Thripidae. The transcript is spliced from 2 exons. Gene Ontology annotation, molecular function: nucleotide binding; DNA binding; DNA-directed DNA polymerase activity. The coding region runs from base 195 to 2678 and encodes 827 amino acids.
GACAUUUCUGUCGCUUUUGCUUCUUUUCUCUUCCGAGUGCGGAUGCGAGAGACGAGCACGGAGUGACGUGCAGACAAUUCGGGGUGCAAAAAACUAAAAUUCCCGAGCCAGGUUCAACCAUAUCAUUUGACACAAAAUUUUAUGGUUAUUGCGAGCGGCAAGAGUUUACAUUGGUCUUCGAUUUUGAAACGUACAUGAAACCCGUCGAAAUAGAUGAAGGCAAGAAAACCAGAAAAAUAAGUGAGCACAUCCCAUUUUUGUACACAAUCAUUGUCAUUGACCACUUAGGCAACCGAGUGCUCGGCCCGAUUGUGCAUGCAAAUGAUGGAGGGGUUGCAGAGCACUUUAUUACAAAGGUGUUGGAAAUUGAAAAUGAAUUGUUCACGAGGCACAGAAAGGAUUUUCCAAAGCACAUGAGCUAUGAACAAUGGGAAGAAUAUGAUCGAACCACAUCAUGCCAUUUAUGCGGGAAAAAGUUUACCAGCCAUGCCGAAAAGGUGCCGGACCACUGCCACCUGACUCCCACAUUCAACUACAGAAACGCAUUACAUGCGACACCUUGCAACGCGCUCCGCCGCCGCACACACCGAUUGGUCGCAGUGGCACACAAUAGCAACCGGUAUGAUAGCUGUAUAGUCAUGAAGGCGGCCGUGAACCACCCGGCAUUGCAAGACAAAGACAUAAAAGUUAUUCCAAAAACAAAAUCUCACUAUUUGUCAUUCCGUAUCAACUUGGGGGAGAAGGGGCGAGCCAUCGUAUUCAUUGAUUCCUUUCGGCAUUUGAUGAGUGGGCUGGAUACCCUUGUCAAUGGAUUACUACCCUCCGACAAAAUUGUGCUGAAUAAAACUUUCCCUGUACCACACAAAAGAGAUUUGGUGGCAUCCAAGGGAGUUUACUAUUAUGACUACAUUACAGAGUAUGAUCAGUUGUAUGAAACACAACUACCACCCAAAGAAGAAUUUUAUAGCAGAGUGAAAGGUGAGGGUAUUUCGGAUGAAAUGUACGCCCACGCUCAAAAAGUAUUUCAGACUUUUGAGUGCCCAAAUCUGCUUAUUUAUGCUAUUAUUUAUUGCGUAUGCGAUUGUGCAUUACUUUGUGAUGUCAUAAGUUCAUACCGCAGAACGACAUGGGAGACGUUCGGAUUGGAGGCGAUGCGCUUCGUAUCCGGUGCCAGCCUUAGUUGGGCGUGCGCACUAAAGAAGACAAGAGCAGAAAUUUCAUUGAUUUCUGACGCAUCCCACUUUAAUUUCUGCGAAAUGGGCAUUAGGGGUGGGCAGAGUGUGAUAAGCACGAGGUUCGCCCAAGCGAACCAUGAGGAAUGUGAAAAUUAUGACCCCAACGCUCCCAAAUCUUGGAUUUCCUUGUACGACGCUACAGCGCUCUACGGGGGGACGAUGACCAAAUCUCUACCCAUUGGCGAGUUCCAGUGGGUGGGGCCGGAAGAAUAUGACCCAUUGAAAGGGAGUGAAGAAGAUGAAUAUGCCUAUAUAUGGAUGGUGGACACGGAAUACCCUGAAGAAUUACACGCUGCUCAUCGCGAUUUUCCAGCGAUGCCAGAAAGGAUGAAAAUAUCGCAAGAUAUGUUGUCGCCCUUGCAGCAUAGACUUUUGGAGGCAAGCGGUAGAAGAAUGCCUGCCAAUGAUGUCAGAUUGGUGAGUCAUUUGGGCCCCCGCCACAAGUAUGUAUGCCAUUCACUCAUAUUGAAACAAUACCUUGAAAUGGGUAUUAUUGUCACCCGGGUGCACAAAGGAUUAAAGUUCCGGCAGGCCCCAUAUUUGAAGCCAUAUUUGGAAUAUCUCACUGAAAAAAGAGCCGCCGCGAAAAGCGACUUUGAGGCUCAAUAUUUCAAACAAAAAGGAAACGAUAUUUUUGGUUAUUCCUUGAAAUCAUCGCGUCACCAUGUGUCCGUGAUCAUGUGCAGAAAUGAGGAAAAACUGGUAAAAAUGGUGAAAAGUCCUUUUUUUCACAGUUUUGAAAUAUUUGGCCCCGACCUCAUCGCGGUCCAAAUGAAACAAAAGACUGUAAAGCUAAACUAUCCAGUCAGUCUCGGAAUGGCCAUUUUGGACAAGAGUAAAAUCUAUGGUUACAAACUGUACGGCGAAUUAAAAAAGCAAUUGGGCCCCUCUGCACGCUUACUUUGCCACGACACUGAUUGCUGGGGUUUCCAUUACGAAUCGGACGAUUUUGUAAAGACGCAGAGAAGCAUUGCACACAUGAUGGAUUUUUCAAAUUAUCCCCGUGACCAUGAGUUAUACGACGAAUCUAGGAAACGCAUUCCUCUUUUCCUCAAGGAUGAACACCCUGGGAGAAUGGUGACGUCCUUUGUUGGUUUGCGUGCGAAAAACUAUUGCCUCCAGUUUCCAGACGGCAAGCCCGUAAAGAAAUGCAAGGGCGUGCAACGCAGCGCUGCAGAGAAAGGGCUCACAUUUGAAUGUUAUAAAAAGUGCCUCAUUGAAAAUUAUGAAAAAUCCCUAGCUUUUUCUUAUAUUAGACAGGAUGGUAAGCAAACCAUUUACACGUGGGAUACCGUCAAAUGUGCAUUGAGCAAUUUUGACACAAAGCGGUAUUUUUGUCCAGACGGCAUUCACACCGUGCCUCACAACUAUAGAGGCCCGCCUAUCGGGGGGUUAGAGAGAGAGAGGGAGGGGGGAGAGGCGGAGGAAGAGGAUGAAAUGUAAAAAUGUGUUAAUGUACAGUACUGGUUCAUAUCUAUAAGCGCAUGAUGUAUAAAGUCAAAGUUAGAAUAAGGUGACUGCCUCAAAAAAUAUACAAGAUUUGCAAAAUACGCGGUGAGUUUGCGUUUUCGAAUGGCCAUUGUGACUCAACUAAUAAUAAUAAUAAUAAUUACAAUAGUUCUCUAAAUUUUAUUUGUAGGCGUGCGUGCAACCACAUCUUCAGACGGCGUCCAGAACAACAAGAACACGGUCGACACGAUCGUUCGAGCAUUGCGCACAUCACCGGCUAAUGUAUAAAUGAAUGAAUGAAUGAAUGAAUCGUUCCUUGUAAAUAUUAUUUUUACUCUUACAAUAUUAAAAAAAGAAAUCAAUAAAAUUAUGUCUUUUACACCCGAUUUUUCUAUGGUACAUAUUCGGCUCCGUCCGACCGUCCCUGCCUCCCCCUCCUUCAGUAGAUGUUCGUUCGCUCAGUACAAUGGUCGCAUUGUCAUUGGCGCUCGCCCUCACCCUCCUGGCCGCGGGUGCCCUAUGCGAGAAUAAGACAUGUGGUGAUUUGUCAUAUCACACAAACUUAUUCAGGUUGUAUGUGUGUAUAGACGAGCCCUCAUACGAAAAGAUGUACAAGACGUGGAUGGAAUUUUGCGAUAUUCUCGUACCAACGACCAAUUAUACAUUUAUCGAUUUGCAAUCGAAUUGGGAGUCCUUCAGCGGGUAUCGAGAAAUAAAACCCCAGAGGCGGGACGAGGGCGCUUCAGUGUGCGACGUAGAGCCGAGCAUAGUGGGUGCGGGAGCCGUAUUGGGAGCAUUGUGUUCGUCUUUGCUUUACGCGUGUGUGUACACUUUUCAAAAACAUGGAAGAGUAAUUUAUCAUGUCAGCAGAGUCCGUCGAGUUGCCCAGUGCACUCAAGUUUAAGUCGCCUUUUACCUGUUCCGUAAUUGGUGGGAGCCAGUCGGGGAAAACUAGCUUGGUUUUAGAUAUUAUAAGAAACCGUGAAAAAUUGAUUUCUGGCGAAUUUUCCAAGUUUUAUUGGGCGCUCCCCGAGGACUCGCCGAUACCGAGCAAGGUGGCCACCCACGAGCCGGCGUUCAGUAUAAUCCGAGGCCCGCCCGACGACAGAUCUCUGCAGGAAGAUUCAGUCAUUGUGAUCGACGACCUCGGCUCACGGUGUCAAUCUGAGGCCAUCGCGCGUCUGUUUACCAUUACGAGCCAUCACCGGCGCGUGUCCGUGUUCCUCAUUCUCCACAAUUGUUUCCCGAAGGGGCCCUACAGCCGUGACAUCGCCCUGAGCACCGUGUAUUGUCUCCUGACCAAAAAUCCACGAAGUCCGACAUCCUUCCGGCACCUGGCGUCCCAAUUGGUCGGCCGUGGAGUAAACA